This is a messenger RNA of Brassica napus (rape), 669 nucleotides long. RefSeq names its product secreted RxLR effector protein 161-like. NCBI's taxonomy places the organism in Eukaryota, Viridiplantae, Streptophyta, Magnoliopsida, Brassicales, Brassicaceae. The transcript has a single exon. The record is from RefSeq and is a predicted model, not a curated record. The coding region runs from base 1 to 669 and encodes 222 amino acids.
AUGGGAAGAGUUCCCUAUGCUAGCGCCGUAGGAAGCCUAAUGUAUGCUAUGGUGGGCUCUAGACCUGACCUAGGUUUUGCAGUAGGCUACGUCUGUCGCUUCAUGAGCAAACCAGGAAGGGAACACUGGAAAGCAGUCCAGUGGGUCCUAAGGUACCUAAAGAGAGCUAUGGAUUCCAGUCUAACAUUCAAGAAGCAUUCGACUUUACUAGUACAAGGCUUUUCAGAUUCAGACUACGCUAAAGACAUGGACAGACGACUCUCAGUUACAGAUUAUGCAUUCAAGUUCGGAAGCAAUACAGUUUCAUGGAAAUCAUGCCAACAAUCAGUUGUGGCACUAUCUACUACAGAAGCCGAGUACAUGGCUAUGAAUGAGGCAGUUAAAGAAGCAAUGUGGUUAAACGAAAUAUGCGCAGAGUUAGGGUUCAAGCAACAAGGUAUCAGACUCUAUUGUGAUUCUCAAAGUGUUCUAGCCCUAGCAAGAAAUCCAGCCAAUCACGAGAAGACUAAGCAUAUAGCCACUAAAUUCAAUUUCAUUCGAGACCUAGGGGAAGCAGGGGAUAUUCUCCUAAACAAGAUUCACACUAAUCUGAACCCUGCGGAUUUUCUAACUAAAACAGUACCUGGUCAGAAGUUCCAGCUUUGCUGCGAGCUUUUGAACGUUCACUGA